Messenger RNA from Amoebophrya sp. A25, 1989 nucleotides. The record is from the annotation of a GenBank genome assembly. NCBI's taxonomy places the organism in Eukaryota, Dinophyceae, Syndiniales, Amoebophryaceae.
UCCCGGUUAGAGGUUCUAGAAUCGUGGCUCGUUAGGCUGGCGCUUAGGCAAAAGCUUACCCUCGUUUCUGUCAGUCACUUUCUGGGGUGGUUCGUUUCCCGUCUAGUUUUUUUGUUGAUGUUGUUUUGGUUUGUGUCUACAUUAAGUUUUGCACUUCAAGGCGGGAGUGAUGCCUCCCCAGAUUCUUAUUUACAUGAGUGAUUGCCAGACUGUGCCUGGUGAGAUUGAGAGGAAGCAAUCAGUUCUUGUUCUUUUGGAAGUUAGCGUGCUUCGUUUUGAGAUAGGAGGACUAAGCAUUGCUGUUUCUAUUUGAAAAGUUGGCAAAUUGUCGCGAAUUAUCGCCGAGGAUGAUACUGAUAGCCUCUGAGUGAGAGAAACAGCUGUGACGGAUUUAGAAAAGAAGGCUGUUGAAGAUUGAGUUUAGUGUUGGUUGCUUUAUGGUUUAAGCGUUCACUGGGAAGACAGUGACAUGGACCCUAGAGCAGGGCGUCAGGCUGUUCGCGCAGCGGAAAAGCAGAAAGUUCGAGAAGCCGUUGAGUAUCUUGAUAGAAUUUGUGCAGACGUAAAAUUCGCGUCGAACUCAGUUCCAGCGUCGGCCAUUAACCCGGAAAGUUUUACUCUUGUGUCCAAGUCUUUGCCUUCGGAGGACUCCAUCGUGGAGGGAUUGUGUUUGCUCAAUGGAAUGGAAUCCGAGUCCUUUUGCCCCGCGAGAGGCGAGGACGGUUGCCGAUGUUUUGACAGAUCGAAUUUGCGAGUCAUGGGGUUUAAGCGUGUUUGUCUUCUAAGACGAAUGAGUCAGUUAUUCCAUCCCGAGGAUCCGGAAGCGUGGCGUCUUGUACUCCAAGGCGGCACGUGUGAAGGUGCGGCUUGGUGUCCUCCACAUUGGGAGGAUGGGAGAGCGAAAGCGGCCGGCGAUUCACUCGAAAAAAUAAUUCGUCGUUGCAAAGACUGCCUGGGCCGUGACAAUAAUUGUGACCGAUGGCCGGUCGCGGGCACGGGGCCUCGGCUCGGAAUAGGGGUCAUAACUACAGCUUUCGGAGCUGCAAGUACUUAUGUUGUCGCUGUACUUGAGCCUAUUAAUGCUAUUCUUUUAGCUCGAAAUCUACAUCUUAUUCAUGUAUUGAUGUAGCAGACUUGUUCUGCUGGUAGUGCGCAUCUCCAUCGUCUUCUCUUGCUUCGUGUCGGUAUUUUCUUGUGAGUAAGAGUAUGAAAAAAUGCUGUAUCAUGAUUAAUGCUAGAGAACUUGAAGGGGUCCACCGUGAUCUAUUGCAACCAAGUCGCGACCUUCUGCGAAAGGCUGAAGUGGUACAGUAUGGAGAAGUUAGCGGAGGAAUUCAAGGCGCGGCUUGCGUGGGGGCUCUGCCGGUGCCGCAGGCAGAAGCAUCGCGUUUCAGUUUGUUCGACUAGAUACCCAGGGACGCAGGGACCUGUAAACGCACAGCGAGUGUAGAGACGCAAGCCUAGUUGUUUGCGUCUGCUGGUAACUUACUAACCGAAUUUUGCUCGUCCCUGGUCCUUGUCGUUUAAGCCAGUUUGAUUGGUUUUGGGCUUGUGUUGCGAUUGGUGCGUGUGGUAAGUCGCCAUUUGCAUGUCGAUGGGCCUGCCCUUCCACCGGACGCCGAUUUCUUGCCAGCUUCCAAUGUGGUACGUGAGCAAAGCGCGGGACCAGAACCAAUUAAGUAAUCGCCGCGCUUUGCCCGGUUUGAUUGCGAAACCGUCGGACAUUCUGCAUCUUGUUACGUCUGAGGCGAUUCAUUUGCAUAGCUUGACGGGUUCUGUGAUUGUCAUCUGCGACCGAUACAGCAUCUAACUCUGGGGUCGGGCGCAUGGCCACCAUCUGGCUCCGCUCAUGCAUUCACUUCAGACGGCUGCGCGGGUCUGGCCUUCCCACCCAGUUGCACCAUCAAGCUGGGGCGGGCGGCAUGCACAAGCGUCCUCAGCACCUCCUAGGCCCGUGCAUCUUGGAAAUUGAUAAAAAUAAAUAAUUGC